Molecule: messenger RNA, 930 nt
Organism: Xiphophorus maculatus (southern platyfish)
Lineage: Eukaryota; Metazoa; Chordata; Actinopteri; Cyprinodontiformes; Poeciliidae
Product: olfactory receptor 4B1-like
Exons: 1
Coding region: 1-930 (309 amino acids)
Biological process (GO): G protein-coupled receptor signaling pathway
Cellular component (GO): membrane
Molecular function (GO): olfactory receptor activity; G protein-coupled receptor activity
Source: RefSeq, a predicted model, not a curated record
AUGGAUAAUGUUUCUGUUGUAAGAACCUUAACUCUCACAGGAAUAAAUGAGACUAUGGACUACAGAACUACAAUAUUCUCAGUCACUUUGGUGUAUUACUGUGUGAUUUUAUUCCUAAAUAUCUCCCUCAUUGUUAUUAUUGUCUUGGAUGAAAACUUGCAUGAGCCCAUGUAUGUCUUACUGUGCUGCGUUUGCAUUAACGCGGUUUACGGCACCACCGGUUUCUACCCCAAGUUCCUGUUAGACCUGCUGUCGUUUGCUCAGGAGAUUUCCUAUGAGUGGUGUCUCUUCCAGGCCUUCGUCAUGUACUCGUUCGCCUGCGGUGAGCUGUCCAUCCUGGCCGUCAUGGCGUACGACAGGUACCUGGCUAUCUGCCGGCCGCUGCACUACCACUCGUUGAUGACGAAGAGAAGGCUCUCCCAGCUGGUGAGUUUCUCCUGGCUGACGCCGUUCUGCGUCUACUCCGUCAGUAUUCUGCUCACUUCCAGGCUGGAGCUGUGCAGGCUGAAGAUUAAGAGGCUGUUCUGCAUGAACUGGAUCAUCGUUCAGCUCGCCUGCCCCCACAGCGACACUCUCUCCAAUAACGUCGUUUCGUACGCGACGAUGUUCCUCUAUGUGUCUCACGGCUUUUUCAUCAUUUGGACUUACAUCCACCUCGUCAGAGUGUGUGCAACCUCCAAGGAUGACAGGGUGAAGUUCAUGCAGACGUGCGUGCCUCAUCUGGUCUCUUUGAUCACUUUCCUGACGGUGAUCGUGUUCGAUCUGAUGUACAUGCGCUACGGCUCGGCGGAUAUGCCCCAAAGCCUGCAGAACUUCAUCGCCAUAGAGUUCCUCCUCAUUCCCCCGAUGAUGAACCCGCUGAUUUACGGAUUUAAGUUGACCAAAAUACGAAACAGAAUCCUGAGUUUGGUUUAUCUUAGAGCCCAAUGA